AUGCUGAACAUCGCCCUCCCAGCACUAGCCGUGUCGGUAUCUGCCGCCGGCGGCCUGGGGUUUCUCGCCGCGGGCUACGACGUGUCGAGCCUCGAGCGUAACCUCGAAGAAGCCGCGCGACUCGUGGCCCAGCCAACGUGCAGUCUGCGACAAACGUACCAGGAGCGCGGGGUGCUCCCCCUCGGCGUCGGGUUCCUCAACUGGGGCGCCGACCUGGAACGUUCGCUCGCCGCGAUCGAGAAGUACAAGCCCUGCGCGGUAUGGCUCUUCGGCCCCAAGUCCCAGCCGCACGACCUCGUGCCGUGGGCGGACCGCGUGCGCGCCGUCGCUCCGGGCCAGACGCAGAUCUGGGUGCAGGUGGGCACGGUGGGCGAGGCGGUCGCCGUGGCGGGCGCGCUGCGGCCGGACGUGCUGGUCGUGCAAGGCUCCGAUGCGGGCGGGCACGGCCUGGCGCGCUCGGCGUCGAUCGUGACUCUCCUCCCCGAGGGCUACCGGGCGGAGGUUCUCAGUGCAGCGGAUGGCGGGGUCAGCACGGUGCGUUCUACUGUCUAUGACCGUGUGCGAGGCAUCUAUGGCUGGCCGGAGCGGUACGAUGGGCGUGGAGUCAUCAAUCAGAGCUACGUCGAUGCGGUGGAGCGGGGCAUGAGUGACGAAGAGAACCGCGCGCGGUACGAGAGUGAGCUGCAAAAAGGAGACUUGGGAUGGGGGCCCGGCGGUCGAUUGACGACGUACGCUGGCACGGGCGUUGGCUUAGUGAGAGAGACCAUCCCGGCCGCCGAGAUUGUGCAGAAAUGCCGACAAGAAGCGAUGGAUAUCAUCCAGCGACUGGCAAAGUAA
Molecule: messenger RNA, 837 nt
Organism: Aspergillus terreus NIH2624
Lineage: Eukaryota; Fungi; Ascomycota; Eurotiomycetes; Eurotiales; Aspergillaceae
Exons: 2
Coding region: 1-837 (278 amino acids)
Source: RefSeq, a predicted model, not a curated record